CUAACCCGUCGUCAUUGAAGCUAAUAUCGCAAAAUGCAAGUGCUUAUGUAUGUACCUGACAUUCAUAUCAAAUUCUUCAAUGUUCACAUUAGCGAGAAUCCAAUGAGACAUUCCCUAUUUGUAACUUUUGAAUACCUCUUAUAGUCGAUUCUUGAGUUUGCAUCAUUUCAAUAUUAAGAUGGUCACACUACCUAGGUACCUUUCAUCCGAUCUCACCGCCAAGAAGUCGAGGCCAUCAGAUCUAAUUACCUAAGUCAGAUGGCCAGAUUUGAAGCCACAGCAUCAAUCACAUGAGGCUGAGGCACGUACCUUUUUGUUUACAUUCAAUCAAUCUUUCACUAUCUGUUAUUUUAUUAUUUAUGCUAGAAAGAAAUUUAUAGCAUCUAGAUUUGAGUUGAUGGUAUUUAAUAAUUAACUAAGCUGUACUUUCUUGUAAUACUUAGUUACACAAAUCUGCUUUUUACCUUUUAGUCUUUGCCAUGCCUGAGAUUGCCGAAGUCGCUCGCGUCGUCCAUUUCCUACGCAUACAUUUAACUGGUAAGACCAUCAGUAAGGCGAUAGCUCCAGACGAUAGCAAUGUAUUUGGGAAAGUUGGGACGAGCGGUCCUGCAUUUGAAAAGGCCCUCGCGGGGAAGAAGGUCGUAGAAGUCGGGAGUCAGGGGAAGUAUUUUUGGAUGGUAUUGUCUAAACCGCCACACCCGGUUAUGCAUUUAGGAAUGUCCGGCUGGGUUCAGAUUAGGGGUAUACAAACAGGAUAUACGCGCUACAUCGAGAGGACAAAAAACGACAAAGAGCAAUGGCCCCCCAAAUACUGGAAGUUCCAGCUUGAGACAGACAGCGAUCCCAAAGUAGAAGUCGCCUUCACCGACUUCCGCCGCUUCGGCCGCAUCCGUCUUGUAGAUUGUCCCGGGGAGGAAAUUCGAAAACAUUCGCCUCUAGUAGAGAACGGGCCAGAUCCGGUUCUCGACAAAGACGUGUUUACCGAGGACUUCUUGCGGCAGAAGAUGAAGCGUAGACACGUCCCCAUCAAAGCCCUGCUACUGGACCAAGCCACGAUUAGCGGGAUAGGCAAUUGGGUCGGUGAUGAAAUCAUGUACCAAGCCAAACUUCAUCCGGAGCAGUACUGCGACGACUUCGACGACGCGGAUAUUAGCACAUUAUACAAGGCUAUCAAGUACGUGUGCGAGACCGCGGUGGAGAAAUUAGGAGACUCGGAUGAGUUCCCGGAAGACUGGCUGUUUAAGCACCGCUGGGGCAAGGGGAAGAAAGACUCGGCUACUACUCUGCCGAACGGCGACAAGAUUAUCCAUAUCACGGUUGGCGGACGGACAACUUGUGUGGUUCCCAGCGUGCAGAAGAAGAGGGGGCGCACUACUAUCAACAAUGUCAAGGAGGAAUCUGUAGAGGUGGAAGUGGACGAUGGGACAGAAAGCCGUUUCUUUAAGGAGAAGGGGAAGGGGAAGGGUAAAGGCAAGAAGCAAGUAAAGAGUAAAGUAGAGGUAGAGGCAGAGGCAGAGGAAGAAGAGCGUCCAAGCAAGAAGGCUAGGACUACAAAGGCAAAGUCGGCUGCACAGGUUAAGAAAGAGGAAGAGGAAAACGAAGACGAGAAAGAAGAGGGGUAUGAAGAAGAAAAGCCCGCCCCAAAGGCGUCCCGGAAGUCGAACAAGCAGAAGAAGCAAGAAGCAAAACCAGUUAAACCCGAGCUCGAGCUUGGGAGAAGGCGAUCGAGUAGACUCAGUCGUGUAGUGGCCUGACCUAAAAGUUAAAAGGCUGGUGUUACGUUUAUCGUGUAUAAUAACUGAUAUGAGUAUACGGAAUAGACACCACAGCCCCUCUACAGGCAGAGUAUGUAUGAUUACAAACAUCAAUACACCGUGGGCAUCUUCUUUUAAAGGUA
Molecule: messenger RNA, 1897 nt
Organism: Daldinia loculata
Lineage: Eukaryota; Fungi; Ascomycota; Sordariomycetes; Xylariales; Hypoxylaceae
Product: Formamidopyrimidine-DNA glycosylase N-terminal domain-containing protein
Exons: 3
Coding region: 480-1754 (424 amino acids)
Biological process (GO): base-excision repair
Cellular component (GO): nucleus
Molecular function (GO): DNA N-glycosylase activity; zinc ion binding; DNA-(apurinic or apyrimidinic site) endonuclease activity
Source: RefSeq, a predicted model, not a curated record